Molecule: messenger RNA, 1425 nt
Organism: Adineta ricciae
Lineage: Eukaryota; Metazoa; Rotifera; Eurotatoria; Adinetida; Adinetidae
Source: the annotation of a GenBank genome assembly
AUGUCCUGGAAGAUUAUUUUGCUGUCACUGUUUUCUGUUGCUAACUCGAUUAGCAUCGGUAGAAUCGAUAAUUGUUCACAAAUUGCUGAUAUGAGUAUACUAGUUUUCAACAUCACUCAGGAUGAAUGCAUGUGUCGAAUGAUACAUUCCAAUGGAUCCAAAUUUGCUUUGAAUUACUUUUCGAGAAACCGAACGUGUCAAUUAUUUGAAUCCAGUGUGACUUGGAUUACGCUUCAAUUCGAUGUGAAUUCAAUAUUUGCAUUUCUUAAUCAAUCAGCAAUUUCUAUUCGAAUCAAUCUAACGACAACAAGUCCGUCGUCGGCAUCAUCGUCAACAAAUACUACAACAACAGCAGGUUUUGCAAACUUGAAUUGUGAAAAUAUUGAACUUCUUUACAGCACUUUUCGUAAUCAAGUAACCUAUAAAGUCAGUGAUACUUUAUAUGCUGUCGCUGGUACAGAUGUGACUGGUGACAAUAAAUCUGAUAUUAUUGCCGUCUAUGACCCUAACAAAGUUGGUAUCCUUGUUAACCGAGGUGAUGGUACUUUCUUUAAUCAGACUGUUAGUUCAGUUGCCAAUAACUCAGUGGCCCUUGCAGUAUUUGACGUAGAUAGUGAUAACAGACCAGAUAUUAUUGUCACAAACCAAGUCAUAGACAAAGUGAAUAUUGUGUUUAAUAGUGGGAAUGGUACGUUUCAAGGUCCUGUUCUGUACUCAGUUGGUCGCAGUCCACGUGCACUUUCAGUGGCUGAUGUGAACGGUGACAAGAAGCCUGAUAUUGUCACCGCAAACUAUUACGGAAAUAGCAUCAGUGUGUUAAUUAACAUUGGCAAUGGAACAUUUUCAAAUCAUACUAUCUAUCAGGUUGGCUAUAAUCCGUACUCAGUCGCGAUAUUUGAUAUGAAUAAUGAUAAUAAAUCGGAUGUUAUUGUAGCAAAUUCAGGAUCAGGCAAUAUCGGAAUUUUGUUCAACAACGGUAAUGGUACGUUUGGGGCUCAUAAUUCUUAUUCAGUCGGUGGUUUUCCAUAUUCCGUUGCUGUUGGCGAUGUGGACAAUGAUAAUCGACCUGAUAUUGUUGCCGCGAACUAUAUUUCAAAUACUGUAAGCGUUCUUUUGAACAAGGGUGAUGGUUCAUUUAUGAGUCAAAUCGCUUACUCGGUUGGCACCGGCCCGUACUCAGUAGUAGUAUUUGAUAUGAAUAAUGAUAACAGACUUGAUAUUAUUGUCGCGAAUUCAGGAGCAGGCAACGUUAGUAUUCUUCUGAAUAGAAACAAUGGCACAGCUUUCAAUCAAACUACUUAUCCGGUUGGCGACGAUCCACGUUCAGUAGCAGUUGCCUAUAUAGAUAAUGAUUGUCACCCUGAUGUUAUUAUCGCUAAUUAUGGUUCUGGCUCUGUUAGUAUUCUUCUACAGAAUGAGAACUAA